Colletotrichum phormii is the source of this 534-nucleotide messenger RNA. RefSeq lists its product as uncharacterized. NCBI's taxonomy places the organism in Eukaryota, Fungi, Ascomycota, Sordariomycetes, Glomerellales, Glomerellaceae. The transcript has a single exon. Bases 1 to 534 code for a protein of 177 amino acids. The record is from RefSeq and is a predicted model, not a curated record.
AUGUAUGUCAGCAACUUCAUCACCGCUUUCUCCGCCCUCAUCGCCGGCGCCUCCGCCGCGACCCUUCCCAUCCGGUGGGCCGGCGUCUCGAAUACCGCUGCGAUCGCCGAGCGUCGACAGACCGACGGCAGCGCCACUUAUCCGGCAGCACCAGGAAACGUCUCCUGGAACGCACAAAACUACAUCUGGGGCUGCUCACCAGGUGGCUGCAGUGCCCGCUUCAAUGUGAGCGCCCCCGCGGGCUACAGCCCCGGGGCGCCCAGCUUCAACGUCGUCUGUAGCCCCAUCUACAUCCAGCAGGGUUGGGUCCCUUGCCUGAACCCAGACAAUAGUCCCCUCGGCGAGGAUUCACAGGUUUUUACGAUCUGGACGGCCGGGGCGGACCGCGAGCGCAUGUAUCUUGGUGUCGAACACAUUUACAAGCGCCAGGAAGACGGGUUUACCUGGAACGCCACUGCUGGGACCGACAUCCUUCCUGUGCAGAACAUGAGCAUCACGUUCCCUGUCAACACCGUCGUGGUUCUUGAGUCCUAA